Cicer arietinum (chickpea) is the source of this 1286-nucleotide messenger RNA. RefSeq names its product (S)-coclaurine N-methyltransferase. Lineage: Eukaryota; Viridiplantae; Streptophyta; Magnoliopsida; Fabales; Fabaceae. The record is from RefSeq and is a predicted model, not a curated record. Gene Ontology annotation, biological process: lipid biosynthetic process.
ACAUCAAUUAUUCUAGAAACCAAGUUUACUCUGUUAUUUUAUUCAUACCAUUACAUUACCGCAAUAACAGACACAUAAGAAGUGUGGUGUGGUAGUUGGACUUGGAUUAAAACGAUGGAAGGGAUGAUGCAGUUACCAUACAAGACGACGGUGAAGCUGAUGCUUGGUUCACUUGAGCGUAAUUUGCUCCCUGAUGCUCUCAUAAGAACAUUCACACGUUUGCUUUUGGCUACUCGUCUUCGCUCUGGUUACAAAUCUUCCUCUCAACUUCAGCUCUCUCAUCUUCUUCAAUUUGUACACUCUUUACAAGAGAUGUCUAUUGCAGUCAAUACUGAUAAGCCAAAAUCCCAACAUUAUGAAUUACCAACCUCUUUCUUCAGGCUGGUUCUUGGAAAUAAUCUUAAAUACAGUUGUUGUUAUUUCUCUUCGGCCUCAAAGACACUAGAAGAUGCUGAAGAAGAAAGUUUGAAACUGUAUUGCGAGAGAUCAAACCUGAAAGAUGGUCAUGCAGUUCUUGACAUUGGAUGCGGUUGGGGGUCACUGACUUUAUACAUUGCCAAGAAUUACAGUAAUUCCAGGGUUACAGGAAUCUGCAAUUCCACUGCUCAAAAAGCUUAUAUCGAGGAGAAAUGCUUGGAGCUGGAGCUGCAAAAUGUGGAUAUCAUUGUUGCAGACAUUAGCACUUUUGAAAUGGAAGCUUCUUAUGACAGAAUAUUUUCCAUAGGAAUGUUUGAGCAUAUGAAGAACUAUAAAGAUCUUCUCAACAAGAUAUCCAAAUGGAUGAAAGAAGAUAGCCUUUUAUUUGUUCAUCAUUUCUGCCACAGAGUAUUUGCCUACCACUUUGAGAACAAAAAUGAUGAUGAUUGGAUUACAAGAUACUUCUUUACUGGAGGAACUAUGCCUGCCGCAAAUCUACUUCUUUAUUUCCAAGAUGAUGUUACUGUUGUAAACCAUUGGCUGGUAAAUGGGAAACACUACGCACAGACCAGUGAAGAGUGGCUCAAAAGAAUGGAUAAGAACAUGAGUUCCAUCAAGCCAAUUAUGGAAUCAACGUAUGGCAGAGAUUCAGCUACUAAAUGGACUGUAUAUUGGAGAACAUUUUUCAUAGCUGUAGCAGAACUUUUUGGAUACAAUAAUGGCGAUGAAUGGAUGGUUGCACACUUUCUUUUCAAAAAGAAAGCCCGAAACCAUUUUUCCCUUGAUUUGUCAUUUGACUAGGAUUUAAAAGCGAAACAAACUGUAUUUUAUUUAUUUAUUAUUAACAGGGAAAACAAACCGUUCAACUA